This is a messenger RNA of Procambarus clarkii (red swamp crayfish), 1140 nucleotides long. NCBI's taxonomy places the organism in Eukaryota, Metazoa, Arthropoda, Malacostraca, Decapoda, Cambaridae. The record is from RefSeq and is a predicted model, not a curated record.
AUGCUGAGCCUGGCCCAACGUAUCAUCUUCCUGAUAGUUGUGUCUGCCUCGGUGGCCUUCUGGCUCCUGCUGGCCUCCUCCGCCAGGGUGUGGGUACUCCUCACCUCCCGGGCACUCCUUGGUUUCACUUUUGGAGUGGCAAUACCCAUCUCCGUCGCAUACCCUAUCGAGAUUCUCCAUCAAGACAUGCGAGGAGCUCUUUGUACCUUAAUUUUGUUGGCACGACAAUUGGGCAUAUUGCUGGCAUCAGUUGUUGGGAUUUCCAAUCUCAGCUGGCGACAAAUGGGAUUCCUGAAUUCCGGAAUGACGGUCAUUCCCUUCAUUGGCUUCCUGUUCCUGCCAAACUCUCCUCGCUGGCUAGUCACUCGCGGCCGUGUCAGUGAUGCUGAGAAAGCUCUCAUUUUCUUCAGAGGAAAACAUUACGACUUUCAACCAGAACUGAAAGCCAUUGUAGAACAAUCUGAAAAUUCAAGCAGAGGCACAAGUAACUUUUGGCAACAACUACGAAUAAUCAAAGAGCCAUCCGUGUACCGGAUAUUCUGCUUAAUGUUAUUUCUUACUCUUUGUGUAGCUUUCGAUGGGAGCUACUCUCUGACGGCAUACUUAGUGCCCAUCUUCAAGACAAUGAAGACCAGUCUGGAUCCGUACACCUGUUCCAUAAUAUUUAAUGUUAUCAGGCUGGUCGGGACCUUCUUAUCACUGUGUGUAACUGAUCGUCUGGGACGAAGACCACUGAUCAUAGUUUCGUACUGCGUGUGUGCUGUGUGCUUGGCUGCUUGUGGUGGCUGCUUCUACAUACAGGAGUCAGGCAGUGCCUCGGGCCUGGAGUGGCUGCCACUUAGUGCCGUGUUCAUAUUCAAUUUUUUUGUUGGUAGUGGCCAACCAAUCAUUGUUGUGUUAAUCGCAGAACUGAUCCCUUCAUCUUUCCGUGCUAUUGGAUUCUCAGUGAACAAUUCGAUAUUAGCAACAGGGACGUUCGCAGCAUCCAUGAGUUACCCAGUAACAGCAGAGACACUUGGGCAACACGGGGCCUUUUGGGUCUUCAGUGUAGUGUGUGGCAUCCUGGCCCUCGUCAGCGCUCUCACUCUGCCUGAGACGCGGGGUCGUACCCUGGAGGAGAUCUCGGACCAUCGCAGAUGA